This is a messenger RNA of Rangifer tarandus platyrhynchus (Svalbard reindeer), 795 nucleotides long. NCBI's taxonomy places the organism in Eukaryota, Metazoa, Chordata, Mammalia, Artiodactyla, Cervidae. The record is from the annotation of a GenBank genome assembly.
AUGGCUUCCGGAGGGCGGCAUGCGCCGCAGAACUCGGCCUCGGAGGUGAGAUCCUCCCGGCGUCCAGGUAAGAGUUCGGACGAAAGUCUAGGCGAAAUGGCCCAUCGCUGUCCUUUCCCCACGCGGCCGUGGAACGUCUCUCUCCCCGCCGCGAUCCGGAAAAGUUUCUCGGAGGCGUGCCUGCGCGAUGCGCUCCGGCUCCCCGUGCCUUCGUGGACCAGAUCCGUGCGGGCGGGAAUGCGGGCUCGGCCAGCUGCAGGCCCCGACCCCGCCGCAGCUGGGGGGCUGCCGUCCGCACCAUCUACGCAGCCCCCAGUCCCCAGCCCGCCCAGGCUCAUGCAGAAAACCUGGGGAGACUUCCCGGAUCAGCGCUGGCUGCUCGCCUACCUGACGCAGGCCCAGGGCCGCGAGGCGCGUCUGUGGCGGGGUGGCCAACUCCAGCAGGCGGAGAUUUGCGAAGCCUUCAGAGAAGUUGUGUUGUGGCUCCUGAGAGUGGAGAACAUCUUUGACUUCUCUCAGAACACUUUUAGCCUGGCUCUCACUAUCUUCAGCCGCCUCCUUGUUUCAGUAAAGAUAAAAAAGCGUUUACUCCAUUGUGUCACAAUUACUUCCUUGAGGCUUGCUACAAAAGCUAAUGAAGAAGAGGAGUUAAUUCCACAUGUUAAAGACUUCAUAAAGCAUUAUGGCUCUGGCUAUUCCCCGAAUGAGCUCCUCAGGAUGGAGCUGGCUAUUUUGGACAAACUGCACUGGGACCUCUACAUCGGGACACCGCUGGACUUUCUGUCCACAAAGUGA